AUGUUAGGGACUCGGACUCGGAAUAAAUUUUUGAGGACUCGGACUCGGCUCGGACUCGGUCCCUCCCGGACUCGCCCAUGCCUGAUGGGUAAUCAUCAUCAAGUUGUGAAAAGUUGGUUGAAUGAUUCUGUAAUGACACCGAUCAUUGUUGCUGGAACUGGUAUUGAAGGAUCUAAUUCAAAUCAACUCUCGUAUCCUCGUGGAAUCUUUGUCGAUGUGAACUUGGAUUUAUAUGUCACAGAUUGUAAUAAUAAUCGAGUUCAAUUGUUUCGGUUAGGAAACUCAAAUGGCAUCACAGUAGUAGGAAGGCUAUCACCAAAUCCAACAAUUUCGCUUAGUUGUCCAACUGACAUUGUGUUAGAUGAUGAGAAAUAUUUAUUCAUUGUGGAUAGUUUCAAUGAUCGCAUUGUUGGAUCAGGAGUGAAUGGUUUUCGAUGUUUAGUUGGAUGUUAUGGAGGAGCUCAUUUAUUUAAUCAACCAAAAUUUUGUUCAACACCAGUUUGGAAUCGCAAUGGAAUCACUUUUGCUAAUCAAAUGGCCCUUGGUUCUAAACCUCUCACUAUUUUUAUCAAUGAAAAAAAUUCAGUUUACACGAUUAAUAAAGAAAAAACACAAAUUUUAAUUUGGCAUGAAGGUAAUAUUGAUCCAGCAAUGAUCAUUCUUAGUGAUUUUUAUAAUCCAUCUUCUCUUUUCGUUACAUCGAAUGGUGAUAUUUAUAUUGAUAAUGGUGAAAAGAAUGGUCGAGUGGAGAAAUGGAUAUCAAAUACCAGUACUUGGGUUACGGUUUUGUUUGCUUAUUCAUCAUGCAAGGGUCUCUUUAUUGACACAAUGGAUAAUUUAUAUUGUUCGAUGUCUAAUCAUCAUCAUGUUGUGAAAAGAUAUUUGUACGAUCGUAUUACGACAUUGGCUGGCGUCGCUGGAACAGGUGAUAAAGGAUCUGAUGAUGAUCAGCUUAAUCAUCCUCAUGGAAUUUUCGUCGAUGAAAAGUUCGAUUUAUAUGUAGCAGACUGCGGAAAUAAUCGAGUUCAAUGCUUUCGUUCAGGGAAAUCAGAUGGCAUCACUGUCGCAGGAGAUAAAUCAUUCAGUUCCACAAUUUCUCUUAAUUGUCCGACUGGGAUAACAUUUGAUGCUGAGAAAUAUUUAUUUAUUGUCGAUUCAAAUAAUCAUCGAAUUCUUCGAUUAGGACCAAGUGGUUUUCGAUGUGUUGUUGGAUGUCGUGAAGGUGUUUUCCAAUCCACUCAAUUGUCUUCUCCAUUUAGUCUUAGUUUUGGUCAUUUUGGAAAUAUGUUUGUUACUGACGCAGGAAAUAAUCGAAUUCAAAAGUUUCAAUAUCUGAAAAAUUCUUGUGAUAUGUCAUCAGUUGUUCAAUGGACAAACUCAUCAGCACUAACCACGAACAGUCAGAUCUAUUCCCGAGAUUGUGGCCAAGACAAGUUUUACUAUGACUCCUUCGAGGUGAAGGUGCCUGAAAGUCGCUACUAUACUAUAUGGAGCAGUAGUAAUAUUGAUACUUUCGGAUACAUCUACGAAAAUAGUUUCGAUCCACUCAAUCCAUCUGCAAAUUCGUCAAGAAAAGAUAAUGAUGGCGAAUUUAAUGGUCAAUUUAAAUUUGAAAUUCCUCUUUAUGUUAAUACUACAUACAUCUUGGUUGUCACAACAUUUCAUCCAAUAACUCUUGGCGAAAUCAACAUCACUAUAUGGGGUUUAAAGGAUGUCACUGUCAAGCGUCUCACUCCACAUAAAACACUUGGCUCUUGUUUCGUAUUAGAAUAUUUGGGAUUAAUUUUGGACACGAUUCGUUUUCAAAUUAUAGUACCAGACGAGAAAAAACUUCGUAUUAUUGAAUCUAUUGAAUCCGUUUUACAUAAACGCAUAAUUAAUAAAAGACAACUUUUUAGCCUUCUUGGACAUCUUCAAUUUGCCAUGCGCGCUAUAUUACCCGGUCGUUGGUUUCUGUCAUUUCUUAUAACACUUUCUACUUCAGUUAAACAACUAUUUCAUAAUGUGACAGUUGGUCAAGAAUGUAAAAAUGAUCUGAUGAUGUGGUUCAAAUUUCCACAGUUAUGGAAUGGUGUGUCAUUUUUUAUGCAACCGUCUUUAACGUUGGUUUCUGAUCUAGAUCUCUACACUGAUGCCGUGACUUCAUUAGGUUUUGGUAUUGUUUAUGGAAAUAAAUGGCGUUACGAUAGCUGCAGUAAUGCUCCACUUCAAGAAUAUUUUGUUAAUCCUAAGCCUAGUAUCGCUUAUUUGGAAUUAUACUCUGCAGUUGUUGCCUCUCUUUUGUGGGGAAAAGAAUGGUCAUCUAAACGCACUUUGUUUCACUCUGAUAAUACUGCUACCGUCCAAAUUAUCAAUAAGGGACGUUCGCGUUGUCCGGCCAUAAUGAAAGUAAUGAGACAUUUAACUUUACAAGCAGCUAAAUGUAACUUUUAUGUUAGAGCUCGUUAUGUACCAGGCAAACAUAAUGUUCUAGCUGAUCCUUUCUCUUGUUUGAAAAUUCAGAAAUUCAAAGCCUUAUUGCCAACAGCCGACGAAUUUCCAGUUCCAGUUCCUCAUGCUUCUCAAGUUAUUUAUCUUUAG
This is a messenger RNA of Didymodactylos carnosus, 2580 nucleotides long. The record is from the annotation of a GenBank genome assembly. NCBI's taxonomy places the organism in Eukaryota, Metazoa, Rotifera, Eurotatoria, Philodinida, Philodinidae.